Messenger RNA from Naegleria gruberi, 1170 nucleotides. RefSeq lists its product as uncharacterized. The record is from RefSeq and is a predicted model, not a curated record. Bases 1 to 1170 code for a protein of 389 amino acids. The transcript is spliced from 2 exons. Lineage: Eukaryota; Heterolobosea; Eutetramitea; Acrasida; Naegleriidae.
AUGAGUCCACCACGAUUGAUUCCGAACAUAAUUAAUCUUGAUGAUGAUGAUGAUGAAGAUUUGAUGCAAUUUUCAUCAUCGUCUCCUUUGCAAGACGAUACUAACAUCAUCAUCGCAAAAUAUUUGGAAAAUACAUCAGAUAAGGAAAAUACUUCUGAUAAUGAAUCGACUCGCACCACUCGUACAAGUGAAACGUUGCACUCUUCUUGGGAGAAUGACACACUAUCCGAGUUAUCGAUGAAUUCAAUCUUAACAAAGCAAACAGAAGCAUCCGAUAAUGAAGAUGAAGACCUUGAGGAAGAUGAAAUGGAGACUAAUGGAUCGGAAGAAGAAACUGAAGAAGAAGAAGUAAUUCAGAAAAAGAGAAGGCAUGGGGAAGUUGUGAGUAAAUCUAAAAGGAUCAAGACAGAAGGAGAAACUAAUGAACACCACAUUCCUUCACACCUACUUCUCACCUUAGGCCAAACACUUUUCAUUCCAUAUGCAGGCGAUUCUGUUUUGAUUGGAAACUUAUUAGACUCAAUGGUUGGCUUAUCUGUUGAAGAAAUGCUCGAACAAGAUAUGGUAAAGAUGGUUCUCUCUGUAAUGCAACCAAAGGAAGCUGCUGAGGAAGAAUGGAAUCAAAGAUUGAAUGAGGAUAAAUCAACGCAAUGGACAGCUUUAUUAGAUACCUAUCCAAAAUUGAAAGAAUACAGCAUGUUCAAUUUAAAGUAUGUUCAUGUGAAGGAAUGCCUUGAGAACGAUUUUGAAUUAAGGAACAAAUUUGGAUAUGUAUACACUAUUGAAGAUGAAGAUGACAAUAUUAUUUUGUGGAUUGAAUGUGAAAAUGGAGACAAGUAUGUGGAUAAAGUCAGUCUUAGAUCACAUUUAAAGAAAAAGCGUUUGAGAUCUGACAAACCACAUUACAAAACAAACUGUUCUACAUUUACCCAGCUACUUCUUAAGAGUUUACCAUAUCAAGCUGAAAAGAUAAUAGCAAAUGGUUACAAUGAGGUGGCAUUCAUAAAUGUUGAGGAGGCCACUAAAAGAUAUGGUGCAUUCAUUCUUCAAGACAAAUACAAGUUGGAUUUCAGUAAAUUGGGAUUAAAGGAAUACCAGGUAAAAAAGAAUAGAAGUAAGAAAGCAAGUAAGGAAAAGGAAGAAAAGAAAUCAGUUAGCAAAAAACCAUAA